Messenger RNA from Diachasma alloeum, 1223 nucleotides. RefSeq names its product glutamic acid-rich protein. Gene Ontology annotation, molecular function: nucleic acid binding. Bases 164 to 982 code for a protein of 272 amino acids. The transcript has 4 exons. NCBI's taxonomy places the organism in Eukaryota, Metazoa, Arthropoda, Insecta, Hymenoptera, Braconidae. The record is from RefSeq and is a predicted model, not a curated record.
AGAGAAGAGUAUUUUCCAUUCGAUGGCAUUACUCGAGGAAUAAUAAUAAGGGAGAACCUGGAGACGCACACGUGGGUCGAGUCCAUCGAUUUUGGGAGCUUUUCACAGUUCUGCGGUCGUUAUCGGUGAAUUCACACAUUGUGUUGCUGGAAAAGUUGCAACAAUGAAGGUCAGAACGGCCCAGGAAAUGGAAGAGGAGCGAGUGAGAACUCUCUACAUUCGCCUGCCCCACACAAUAAAGAAUAUCGACGAGAUUCGUGAUCUCAUUUUCGGUGAUGUUGACAUCAAGCUGCCGAGACAGUCGGGGAGACACUGCCACGUUGUUUUUCCGAGUGUCGAAGAGAAGCUCAAGAACAUGAAGGCCCUCAAGAAGAAGCUCAUCGACAACAAACACAUCUUCGUGAGCAAUGCCAAACUGCAGGAUCCUGACGUUAAGAAGGAGAAGCAGAUGAAGAUGAAGAAAGUCAAACCUGUGGUGAUCCGCAAGCCGAAGGAGCAGACGAAGGUCACCAAGAUAUGCUUUCUCCACAAGAUCCCGAAGUCGGCGACGGUUAAGGACCUCAAGAAAUUAUUCCCAGAAGCUAAAAAUGUUGCUAUUCUCUAUAAACAGAGGCUCCAGGAUAAUGUUAAUUUCGAUGGAAGAACUGGAAUCGUCAAGUUUAGAGACGUGAAAACAGCAGCUGCGUAUUUGAACAAAGAGCGCCCAAUGCCUGUGUGCAAGGGAGUCCAGCUUGAAAUUCACCGAGACAAGAGGAGGCAGAAGAAUAAGAAGAAGAACAAGGCGGAAACAUUGAAAGUUUACGAUGACGUUAAGACUGACGUGAAGGAUGAGGAGGAAGUGAAGAGUGUGCCAGAGGAUGAGGAGGAGGUCGAGAGUGUGCCAGAGGAUGAGGAGGAGGUCGAGAGUGAGCCAGAGGAUGAGGAAGAGGAGGAAGAUGGAGAUGACGAAGACGCUAAUGAGAGCAGCGAUGAGGAGGAAUAAUUUACUCGUCCUCUAGCUGAGAAAAUAGUCGUAAAAAGUGUACAGUUAUCUUCCACUUCAGAAUUUGUAAAAAUGGGAGAGAGAAGAGGGGAAGAGGUCCAGCGUUGAACGUGAGGACACGAAAUAAUCGACUUCUAGGAUAAUUCCGUUCAAUUUUUGUUCGUAUUUUUAAUAUUCUUCAUAAUUUGUUUCCUUCGCUUUUACAUGUGGAGAUGAAAAUAAAGUUCAUGUUCUUUGUAAA